AUGCAGCGCCUUGCCUUCCGGGCCCCGGCAACAGCCCGCGCCAUGCCGUGUGCGGCGUUUCGGGCACCUGCUCAGCGCCGUGUUGUGCGUGCGCGUGCGGCGGCGGAUGACGAGCUCCCCAACGUGUCCGAGGCCCGCGAGUGGGUGACGCGCUGGCAGGCACGCCAGGCCGGUGAGGACAGCGCGGCCACAGCCGCCAGCACCGCGGACGCGCCUGCCGCCCCCGCGCCCGCUGCUGCUGCAGCACCGGCCGCUGCCGCCGCUCCCGCUGCUGCUGCGCCAGCCGACGACGGCGCCAGCAAGCUGCAGGCGUGCAAGUCGUUCGAGGAUGGCACUUUGCUGUUCACUGCCGAUCGUCUCAAGUCUAUCAACUUUGACGAUGUCAAGCUGUGA
Monoraphidium neglectum is the source of this 393-nucleotide messenger RNA. RefSeq lists its product as hypothetical. Bases 1 to 393 code for a protein of 130 amino acids. The record is from RefSeq and is a predicted model, not a curated record. Lineage: Eukaryota; Viridiplantae; Chlorophyta; Chlorophyceae; Sphaeropleales; Selenastraceae. The transcript has a single exon.